AUGGCUGCUAAAACUGAACUUGCGAGCUGGCCAGAGUACUCAGAAGACUUUGCACUUUGGGAGCAGCAAAACUUGGCGGCCCACAUCGACUCCAAGUCUUGGAUAACUCCACCCGGGCGCUCCGCGCAUCCCGUCCUGGCCCACUCCGUGCGGGGCGGCAUACGCGGAUCUGCAGGAACGUCCCCGGAGAGGAGGUUCGUGUCCGUCGCUACGCAGCCGGAGCAAACGGCCGGCGGUGUUACGGCGGAGGUGGACGCAGACAACCCCGCGGAGGGACACGGGGGCCGCGAAGCCGGUCCUCUGAGACACAGGCGCGUGGCAGCGAACGCGAGGGAGAGGAGAAGGAUGCACGGUCUGAACAAAGCCUUCGACCAACUUAGGAGCGUCAUCCCCUCGUUGGAAAACGAGAAAAAGCUUUCCAAAUACGACACCCUGCAGAUGGCACAGAUCUACAUCACCGAGCUGUCGGAGCUCCUGGCCGGCGUCGUGCAUCCGGAGCGCAGGAGCUGCCGACCCUGCGCUGCGGACCACGCUUGCAGAAGGAGUCUGAUAGAGACCAUCUGCGCAACAUCAGGGACCACGAUGAGGAGUGAACUUUCUUACUCGCUGAAUUCCCCACAGACCCCGCAUCCACUGACCGGGGAGCGGUGCGAGACCCCCCACGCCCCCGUCGGUCACCUCAUCAUUCUGGCGACACCCAAAUCUGAUUCGGGAUCAGUUGGUAAAACAAUAUCUCCUUCUUCCACGAGCAGUGACGGGGAGUCUUCCCAUCUCAGCGACAUAGAAGAUGGCCAGAAUGGAGGACAGUGAGCGAGAACUCAGACUCAGAUUGUGUAUGUAUGUGAUACAAGUCACCAGGUGAACCUGAUGGCUCUGGAACAGGUUUACUCGUGUCGUGUGGAGGUUGCACAGCCAAAAGUAGGAUGCGAAAGAAGCGAAGUACAUCUGCACACACAACCAGAUGAGGCAUUUUUAACGUGUGAGGCCAACAUGAGCCUUGCGUUGCACUUUAAACUUUGAUAUAGUUUUGAACCAACAGCUACAUGUCCUGUUUAUGUAAUGUUUUUUUUUGUUUUCUAAAUUAAAAAACAAUUAUUUUGAUAUUUAUAUAUUUGUGUGUUUUGUAAGGAUUGUUGUU
Lampris incognitus (smalleye Pacific opah) is the source of this 1138-nucleotide messenger RNA. RefSeq names its product atonal bHLH transcription factor 1b (gene atoh1b). The record is from RefSeq and is a predicted model, not a curated record. The transcript has a single exon. Bases 1 to 810 code for a protein of 269 amino acids. Gene Ontology annotation, molecular function: protein dimerization activity. NCBI's taxonomy places the organism in Eukaryota, Metazoa, Chordata, Actinopteri, Lampriformes, Lampridae.